Messenger RNA from Miniopterus natalensis, 6614 nucleotides. The record is from RefSeq and is a predicted model, not a curated record. NCBI's taxonomy places the organism in Eukaryota, Metazoa, Chordata, Mammalia, Chiroptera, Miniopteridae.
UCUGACCUCAUACUGCGCUUUCUGAUGUGGCCAAUAGACGUUUUCAAGUUACAGUCUCGUGGAGGUGGCAAGGCCAGUCAUCCCUUAACCUCAAUGAGUCAAUGUUUGCUGCAGCCAUGAGUCUGUUCCCGAGCAUCUGGUUAUUUUUGACAGGUCCUUUGACUCACUGACCAUUCUUGGCAUUCGUUUGCGUUCUGAACCAUGAUUCUGUUUCUCCCGGUGUAGUGUGGAAGCCCCAAUUUAAUAAUUUCCGACCUCAGUAAGUGCAAGAUUACAUUCCAAUGUACUGGAUUCAGGAACUCCUUCCCCGCCCUCUUUGCUUGAGCAUAUAUGCGGUCGACGCGGAGGGCACCUCACUCGCUCUACAGGUAGCAAGACCUUUUGUUCUUUUAAGGAUACUGAUAAGUCUUCAUCCUUCGGCUCCUGAAGGGUGGGGACAAAAAUUAGAUGUCACUUUAAGAGAGUUCGCUCUUCUUAAAGCGCUGAAACAGAAGCGGCACCAAAGUAUCGCGAAAACUGUAGCCGGCUGCGACUUCUCGCGAUGUUUGGCCCGGCGAAAGGUGGCCAUUUUGGAGUCCCCUCGGCGGCGGGUGGCCCCGGCGGCGUCUGCCAUCCUGCUGCCGGGACCAAGGCUGGCCCCGCGGGCGCCUGGCAAAUGGGUGGCCGGACCGACACGAUGUGGCGGCUCCGCUGCAAAGCCAAGGAUGGCACCUAUGUUUUGCAGGAGUUGUCCAGCCGGACCCGGGUGCGGGAACUCCAGGGCCAAAUUGCUGCCAUCACGGGGAUCGCCCCCGGCUGUCAGCGCAUCCUCGUCGGAUACCCGCCCGAGUGCCUGGAUCUCAGCGAUGGCGACACCAUGCUGGGGGAUUUGCCCAUCCAGUCGGGCGACAUGCUGAUCGUUGAAGAAGACCAAACCAGGCCCCGCACUUCACCUGCGUUUACCAGACAUGGUGCUCCUAGUAAUGCCAGGGAAACUUUGCCUGUGCUUACCAGAACCUCCGUCCCAGCGGACAACUCUUGCCUCUUUACCAGUGUGUACUAUGUUGUUGAAGGAGGAGUCUUGAAUCCAGCUUGCGCCCCUGAGAUGAGACGCCUCAUAGCACGAAUUGUAGCAAGUGAUCCAGAUUUCUAUAGCGAAGCAAUACUGGGGAAAACAAAUCAGGAGUACUGUGAAUGGAUCAAAAGGGAUGACACUUGGGGAGGAGCUAUUGAAAUAUCAAUUUUGUCCAAAUUUUAUCAAUGUGAGAUAUGUGUAGUGGAUACACAGACAGUAAGAAUUGAUCGUUUUGGGGAAGAUGCAGGGUAUACCAAAAGGGUCCUGCUUAUUUAUGAUGGCGUCCACUAUGAUCCGCUUCAGCGUGACUUUCCUGACCCAGACACCCCUCCUCUGACCAUUUUCUCCUCUAACGAUGAUAUUGUUCUUGUGCAAGCACUAGAAUUAGCAGACGAAGCCAGAAGAAAGAGACAGUUUACUGAUGUAAACCACUUCACCCUGAGAUGCAUGAUAUGUCAGAAGGGAUUAACUGGACAAGCAGAAGCAAGAGAACAUGCCAAGGAGACAGGCCAUACCAACUUUGGAGAAGUGUGAUCUCUGCAUGAUGAGGAUUGAAGCCUACUACCUCACAGAUCCAGAAGGUUCUGGGUUUUCCAAUAAGCUAUUCAUAACCUUAAAGAACCAAGGACACAACGCUUGAACCAUCCUUUUAACUUAAAACCACUAAGGCACUGAAAUACCUUGUUAAGAUUAAAAUUAGUGUGCAAGUUUACAGGUGUGUGUCUACAGCAGUGAUACGUGCCCUCUCUCUGCUGGUGUGACAAAAUAGGUGGUCCUUGCUACCUGCUGACGCUAACCUGAAGAUUGAGUUCUCGUGUUACAAACUAGAACCCAGCAGCAUUAACUUGUAGAAGAAAACAGCUUCAUAUUUUGGGUAAAGCCGAAGGCCUCAUGUGAGGCCACUGGACAUAAACCAGUGUCUCUAGUAAUCGAGUCCUUUUUGAGUUAAUAGUCUCUAAAUUAUGAAUUGAUUCCUCAAAUGAAGAUACACAGAACUGUCAAAACUGAUUUUAUAUUGCAAUUUGGUAGCCUUUAUAAAUGUGUACUUAACCAGUUACAAGUACAUUACAAUUUUUACAGGGAUAAGUCUAUUCCCUGAGAAUGUUACCUAAAAACAGGAACUGAUAGUGCCCAAUUUAGGAUUUCUAGUGUAUAAAAGUAGAAUGUAUGAGAGAAAAGGUGCCUGAGCAGCUUACUGAAGCUUUAAAAGACCGUUGGCCUUGUGUUUUAAUGCAACUCAUUUACUAAUCUUUGCCAUGUUAGAUAAAAUUUAAAAUUAAGCAGGGUAUGUUUUUUUAAAUGAAGUUCCAUGAAAUUUGAAUGCUUGAAUUUUGCUUUUUUACAUAAAGAUUUGGAGGGAUUUAAUUUCCUAAGCUGUUAAGAGCACUUCCUCCAACUCCUAAAAAAAAUCUUCAUCAAAAGGAACAUUUUGAUGUCCAAAGGUAAAUAUCCAAACUUGACAUUUACUAACUGGAAUUUUAGAGAAAAGUGAUAAUGAUAUGCUUUGGUUUGGGUUUUGUGAGAUCUUUUGCUUAUCUAAACAGUAUUUGUUUUUAUCUUAGCUUUGUCCUACCACUAAUGCUCUUAAUAAUUUCAUCUUUCUGAAAAUUAUCAUUUUGCUUAUCCACAGUCUUUUACUUGCUUUUGAAGAGUUUUAAAGUAAUUGGGAUAAUAUUGAAUGAGUUAGUUUCACUUCCAAAAUAUGACAGUUUUUAAAUUCUUGCCUUACCUAAAUAAGCUUCUUCCUAAUUUUAGAUGUGUAGCCAUUUGCUUGGUUGAGCUAAUCCUUAAAGCAAACCCUCUAAAACUUAGCUUCACUAUGAGAUCUUCCAGAUAAGAGUUUUCUACCUCUUUUUGUAAACCUUUUGACGAUCAGGGCUGCUAAAUUAUCAUUUAUUAUGUAUUAUCUCAUAUGAUGUGAAGAGGCUUAAUGUUGUGAAGUUUUGUUAUAUUGGUCUCAUUUUUUAUUAAGUAUCUCACUUAGAAAACCAGUGGUAUACUUUAAAACACUUAAAUCUCUUUCACCAUAUUUGUUGACAAAUGUUAUAAAAUUGAGAUUAACUUUUAGCACUUUCACUUGAUGGAGGUGGCCAUAUUAAAUUAGGGUACAUGUAAACAAUUUAGGGGGAAAGUACCUUUAAUAAACAAUUCACAAAAUGUGCUUGAAGUUAUUAGUUGACAUUUUGAGUACCUUUUGUGUGAAUAGCUGCUUUAGGCAAAAGUUACUAUGGUCAGUAUAACUUAAAAGUGUUUAAUUUUCUAUUUUACUGAGGCUUAAAAAUUAGCACUUGUUGAGUGUGCGAUACUUGAUGUUUGGCAAUCAUAAUGUGUACAAAUGAAUAUAAUUGAAAAUCUCUUGGUACCUGCCUGUCCUCUGGUCUAAAAGGUUUUUGUAUCUCUUACUUCCCCGAGAAAAUACUAAAUUUAAAACUAAGUGAAGAGUGUACCACUGGGUAACAUCCAUCAAGUUAUUUGCCUUCCUUUCUUAGGUACUUCAGGAGCCAAAGUUGACAUUUACUAACUGGAAUUUUAGAGAAUUAUAUUCAUGCAACAAAUAUUUAUUGAGUAACUUACAAUGGACCAGGCAUCUAUUAAUGUGUUUCUCAACAUAAAUUUCUGUCACUUGAAAAUUUAGUAUACUCUAUCAACAUUGGAUUACUUUAACAAAUGGAAAGAAAAAGAACCUGAUAUUUGAUAAAAAUAAACCCUUCCAUUUUAAAUAUUUUUUUGUAUAUUUAAGCUUAUACUUUCAUAACAAGUGUCAAGUGUUUAUUCAAGGGAUCUUAUUCUAGUUUACCUGUUAUCUAGGUUGUCCGUUAACCAAUUGAAAACUGAAACUCAGUCAGAUUGCUCUCAGUAAUGGCUUUUUAAAUUAACCAACUGCUGAAAUUCAGCACUAGGACUUUAAUGUUCUGAUCAUGGAAAAUUCAGAAUUGCAGAUCAUUUGAUUUAAUUAUUGAGGAUGAAAACCCUAAGCUUGUACUCAUUCUAAACUCAAAUUUAUGAGCCUCACAGAAUUUAAAGAGAUUUUUACUCUUGAAAUUUGUUGAUCAAUGUGUGAAUUCUAUUCUUGAGAAUUUUGAAAAUCUAUGGAUUUAGUACUUGGAGUAGGAUUAAAAGAAACUUUUUCUUAAAUUUGUGCUUGAGCAGAAUGAAGCCAUUCUUCCUAAUCAUUGUUUUUGACUGCCAUACAAAAAUAUUUUUUAAAUUAAAAUGAAAAUGGUUUACAUUAGUGGCAGAAUGAAGAUUGUGCGUUCCCAUCCCCCACUCCUUUCCAUUACUCUUCUUCCCCUUACUCUUUGGAUUUAAAAAUUAGGUGUAGGGCUAUGAAGAUGCACUUCUAGAUAGAGUGUUUUCAGAAGUUAAAAUUACAUCCUUGGGAAUUUUGUGAUGUGAUAGUCAUAUGAAGACACCGGUGUGGUACAUCUUCUGUUAGUGGUCCAUGGUUGAUUUUUUAAUUGUGCCCCAUGUAUGAAAAAUGCCCUUGAAAGUUUGACUGUUAGUCAGCUUGACCCUGUUGGCAGAAACUAAUAUAGUCACACCACUUGAUUAUUACAUGAAGUUCAGGUUCCCACAAAAUCAUAAUCCGGAAUGAAUGAUCUAUCUAUACAUGCCCCUAAGUGCCCAUGCCUAACUUGCUUAUCAAGCUUAUUCUUUCUAUCCUAUAUAGGCUUUAAAACAUGGAUGUUGCAGGCUGCGCUAGAUAAACAUAGUUUUCUAUGUCUUUUUUGGAAAAAUAAAAAUUAGAAUGGGGAGUAUGCAAGAUUAGCAGCAGAGUGAUUUUUUUAUGAAUCAGGUGGCCUUCCUAAAGUUCCAUAUAUUAAGAUUUAUGUUCUUUCAUGUGUUAAAAUAGGCAUUUGUUAUUAUUUGCAGCACUUUAAAAAAUAUGAAAUGAAAGUUUACAUGUUAGCCCUCUCCAGGGAUCUUAUUAAAGACAUUAAAAUAUAAUUCUUGAGCUGCUUACAAUCAGCUAUUCAUAAUCAACAAUUACCAUCAGUGUAUAGUGACAUUCUGGUGUUUUGAUAACAGUAGCACACAAUUUCAGUAACUAUUAGGAGCAUGCUCUGUGCCCCAGCAUUUAAAAUAUUAUUUCUAUAAUGUGCUUGUUCUUUAUCAUUCAUUGUACAGUUCAGUAUUCAGAUUUGUCCUAGUAGCACAAAGACGACUGUAACAACUUUGAAAAGAUUAGAUUCUUAAAAUUCAUCCUUUGUUUCUAAGCAAACUUAUUUUUAGGGAGCUGAUUUUUGAGUCAGAGGCCUUAAGAAUAUCAUACGUAAUGAGCAACAUUUUUAACACUUCGGUGAAACACUUGAUUUGAAUAAGCUAGUUUAUUAACUAAAUAUGUUUUCUUACUAAAAGUUGUAAUACUUCAGCACAUUUCAUCUAACUUAGAAUAAAAGCUUCCCUGAUUGUGGGAAAGGGUUUUAUAUUUCUUUUGCAAAAAUUAGCUGGUAUUUUGUUUACAGUGCUUGGAAUAUUUGACUUUCAAGAAAUGAUUACAUUGAUAUUGAAUUGUGGGGUGCUAAUUUAGGUCUUGGUUCAUAUGACUGAAGGAGAUUGACAGCCCUCCCAUGCUGUUUUAGAGUGUAGGGAGAAAGGGGCGGGAGGGUAAAGUACCAUGUAAACAGAAGAGAUCCUCAAAUGGAGCAUUCCUAGCCAUGAAAAGUUUUCAGGCAAUGCCUUGUUGUGACCUUAAACCUGCUCCCUCAUUUUUUGGCAUAGAAUAUAGCAGGGUCAUAAUUGAAAAGCUAGUCAUUAAAGUAUAAAAUCACGAAUAUAAGCAUUUUGGUAUGAUGCCUUUUUAUAUUUGUUUUUAAAAAUACAAACAUACAUUUAGGAGCUUAGGGAUAGUGAAGGUAUGAUUUGGUUAAGUUGUAGGUUAAAAAAUGUUAACCUAAGAAAACUUUAGAAUUUCUACUAAGAUAACGUAAGCCUGACUUUAUAACUGAUAUAGGAUAUGUAGUUAUUUGUAGCCCAUAAGUUACUUAAAAGGACCAGGGCACCCAGUUCUCGUCAGUUUUCCAGUUCACCUUGGUGCCAUUCAGGACUCAAGUUGUUUACAGGAAAUAUAAUUUCCUUAACAAAAAGUAAUGCUUCCUUUAAAAUAGUAUUGAAUUGAGCUUAAGAUAUGAAUAAAUAUGUAUAACUUGCCAAGCAGUAUUGUUUUCUGUAUUAAUGCGGUAGAAGAGGAACACUUGGAGCUAGAAGAAAACCACAAGACGGUCAGACCUAGAGCUUUAGACCAUGGCUUGAAAAAGUAGUAAGGAAUAGCAAAGCAGAGCAAAGGUCUGGUUUUCUUGUCAUAAGAAAAUAUUUUAAUGAAAAUGAACAGGGUUUUCUUGUUUUAAAAGUGUUCUUUGGUCUAUUUGCCAACAUUUUUUCAGAGUUAAUGCACUGCUGCUACCUGGGAGAUGUCCAGCUUUAUUUUGUACAACUCUUAUGUGAUAUUGCCAUUGUCAUUAAGAUGCAUUGAUUUUAUUUAUGAUGUGUGUGAUUUUAAAUAUCCAAAUGCUGUAUGAAAUGACUUGUUUUAAAGGAAUAAAUGAAGUGAAAAUAUUGU